Annulohypoxylon maeteangense is the source of this 1309-nucleotide messenger RNA. Its product is annotated as NAD(P)-binding protein. Lineage: Eukaryota; Fungi; Ascomycota; Sordariomycetes; Xylariales; Hypoxylaceae. The transcript has 3 exons. The record is from RefSeq and is a predicted model, not a curated record. Bases 97 to 1056 code for a protein of 319 amino acids.
CCCAUCUUUGAUCCCACUCGUAUCCCAUAUCAGACUGAUUGAACUAACUCAUUGGACUCAUAAAAUCGAAAAUCGAAACAAAUUAACAUAUCAAACAUGUCAACAGCAGUCAAAGUCGCCAUCGUCGGUGCUACUGGCAAGACCGGCAGUUCAAUCGUGAAUGGGUUACUCGCAUCUGAGACUAAAUUUGAUAUCACCGCCCUCGCACGACCAGCUUCUGUCGACAAUGAAGCUCACAAUGCCCUCAGAAAUCGUGGCAUCCAUGUCGUAUCCGCGGAUUUGACAGGCCCAAAAGAGGAACUCGUUAAGACCCUGACCGGAAUCGACGUAGUCAUUUCUUGCAUCGUCUACAAUGGCUUGAGUGACCAAAUUCCCCUCGCCGAAGCGGCGAAAGAAGCUGGCGUGAAGAGAUUCGUGCCUUGCGACUUUUCCACGCCAACCACGAGAGGUGUCAUGACGAUGCAUGAUCAGAAGUCAGACAUUCUUGCAUCGGUCCAGCGCCUCUAUCUACCAUACACCGUCAUCGAUGUCGGCUGGUGGUCUCUUCAAGGAAUCCCGGCCGUAGCCUCGGGUCGAACGAAGCACGUGGUUCGCGAACUCAUAAACGUUCUCCCGGGCGACGGUACGGUCCCGAUAGCAUAUACCGACUUGCCGGAUAUCGGGACCUACGUCGCAAAGAUCAUCGUUGACCCAAGAACGCUGAAUAGGAAGGUCUUUGCGUAUACCGAGGUUCUCAGCACGAACCAGGUCGACGAGCUCGUCGAAGAGCUUAGCGGCGAGAAAGCUAUAAGAAAACAUCUGAGCGCGGAAACGGUUCGUGACGCCAUCGCAUCUGCACAUGCCGCACUAGCCAAAGAUCCCACAGACCAGUCGACAAGAUUUAAUCUUCUCCUUAACGAAUACGUAAACUGUUGGGGUUUGAGGGGUGACAAUACCCCCGAGUAUGCCAAGUAUCUAGGCUACUUGGAUUUCAAAGAGCUGUACCCCGGCGUUACAGGCAAGACCUUGCGAACCAUCAUCGCCGAAGUUCUGGAUGGAAAGAGAGGGGGAGAGUGAUGGCAUAUCACCUGCUGAUAUGUUAUGGAUAUUUGGAUACCUACCGCUUAGGUAGGUCGCUUACCUAGUAGGUACCUAGUUACUGGGUACUGACUUGGGUAGGUAUGUAUUAGGUUUAAGGGCAUAGUACCUAUGUUGAUGAGAAGAUGCCACUGGAUCUCUUCUUGUCUCUUUCUGUCUGUCUGUCUGUCUGUUUGUCUGUUUGUCUGUCUCUCUCCUUCUCUAUCUCACUGAGGACUCUCGAUUGUACUAC